AUGGAUAAUAAUAUAAAUAAUAUUAAUAAUAAUGAAAUUGCUCCUUUCAAUCCUACAAUUCCUCCUCCAGAAAUUCCAGCAAAAAUUGGAAAGAGAGAAGGUACUCCAUUUGAAGUUAUUCCAGCUAAAAUUAAAAAGAAUGAAACAACAUCUACCGAAUUUAAAAAACCAAAUCCUCCAAAACAGGCUCUUUGGAAGCUUUUUCGUGGAAAGUUCCUCCUAACCUUCUAUUUGUGUUCAACUUGCCGUGAUAAUCUCUUUAAAUCACAGGAAAAGAUAACACAAAAGGAUCAACGUGUUGUUGUGAAAAUUGAUUUGUGUUCAAAUUGCGUGAAAAAGAAUUGUAUGGCAACUGAUUUGCUCGCGCCUUAUAAUAAAAAAUAA
Messenger RNA from Meloidogyne enterolobii, 384 nucleotides. Lineage: Eukaryota; Metazoa; Nematoda; Chromadorea; Rhabditida; Meloidogynidae. The record is from the annotation of a GenBank genome assembly.